CUGAUAUUAUUUAUUAUGACUAUGUCCUAUUGUAAAUCUUCAUUCAAUUAAAAUGUGAUUACGAAAUGUUAUUAUUAUCUUUCAGUACUUGAAAUCAUGAGUCAAUUGAAGCUAGACCAACAUUGAAAACCUGGAAGUAUUGCACAGCGGUUUCAUCCUAUUGUGAGACUUCUCAGCAGUGCGCAUCUAAGACCCUGCCCCACGGGAUUCGAACCCAGGACCUACGAGUCUUGCGCCAGGCGCUUAACCAUCAGACCACUGAGCUGACAUACAACAGUGUUAAUGUCUCAAUUCAACUAAUCCACGAAAUUGAGAGACACAUCCACCAUUGUCUUCAUUGAGUUCCUAUCUCACAACAGACCCGUUUGAAUUCCACUGGUCACUGCUUCUCAAUAGAACUCCAGGAAAUACCUCAUUUUCAAAGUUUAAUGUUUCUACAUAACAUGAUGAACUCUUUCUAAACCAUAUUCUUAAAGGAAAACAGCGACGACAACAAUAACAACGACGAAAGUAACAACAAUAAUAAUCAUAAUAACAACAAUCAUUAUUCAUGUCUUUAAUGACAGCUGAUUUAUCAAAUCAAAUUCCAACUGUAUUAAUAAUGUUAGGUAUUAUUUGUUUAAUUGGAAUAUUUGGUAAUACACUUGUAAUUAUUGUAUAUUCAUUAAAACAAGAUCGUUUAACAGCUACAUUAUUUAUACUUAUAUUAGCUAUAUCAGAUUUUUUAGCAUGUAUUACAUUGAUACCUGGUACAAUGAUUAUAGAAUAUGUUGAAUGGAAUAUUGAUUCAACAUUUUUAUGUAAAUUUUAUUAUUUUAUAAAUAAUACUUUUAUACCAUUCAGUAGUUUAUUAAUUAGUUGUAUAGCAUUUGAUAGAUAUUUUUGUUUAUGUCAUCCAUUUAAAAAUAUUUUAACAAGAGAACGAGCUAAACGUGUCAUUUUAAUAUUGAUUUUUAUAUGUAUUAUAUUAGGAUUUAGUUCAACAUUUACUGUUAGAGUUGAACAAGUUCAUUUUGAUACAAAUAUAAUCAAUAAUAAUGAUAAUAAUAAUAAUAAUCGUCAUAGCAACAAAACUAUAGAUUAUAAUUCAACUAUCAAAUUUGAUUAUUCAUUUAAUUCAUAUUAUAAAAGUGAAAAAUUUGAAUGUACAGAAAUAUUAAAAUUAAAUCAUACAAUGAUAGAAACAGUUCUAUAUCAGAUUGUACAAAAAAGUCAAACAUGCAGUUAUAUUUUAUGCAUUCUCUGCGUCGUUACACUUUAUAUAUUGAUUUAUCGUUCAGUAUCAAAAGUAUUUAAAAAACGUUUAGAAUUAAAAGGUGUAAAAAAAGAGAAUAAAAACCAUAAAAAAAUCGAAAAAAAUCAUAUAAAAAAGAAAAACUGUGAAUUUACAUUUAGAAAUUUAUUUAAUUAUCAAUCGAAAAAAAUAAAAAUAUCCCCAAUGAAAUUAACAUUAACAAAUCAAGAUAAUCCAUUCACUAAAUGUGAUGGAUUCAAUCAACAUAUAAAUAAUACUAUAAUAUCUGAAUCAAAUUAUACGGAAACAAUGAAACCAUUAAAUGUUUUAUCAUGUAAUACUAUUGAUAUAAAAAAUAAUGAAGAAAUGAAUGAUCCAUCACAAAAACACGAUCAUCAUCAACAACAACACCACCACCACGAAGAACAACAGCAACAGCACCAUCACCACCACGAACAACAACAACAACCACAAACAAUGAAAUCAAAUACAUUGGUUCCUAUAAAUUGUUGUCAUAAUACAGAAUCAGUAAUGAUUCAACCAAUUACAUUAAAUUAUGAAACCAAUUUAAGUAUAAAUGAAGAGAAAACACGUCGUUCAAUGAAAACAAUCAAAGAUAAUAUUGCAUUUCAAAAUUUAAAAACAGCAGCAAUGUUAUUUGUUGUAGCCGUUGUUUAUAUUGUGACAUUUAUACCAGCUAUGUUAAUGGCUAUACAAUAUGUACCAUUAUAUUUACCAAUAUUUUAUUUAUAUUAUAUAAAUAAUGCAAUUAAUCCAAUUAUAUAUGGUUUUAUGAAUCCAAAUUUUCGAGCUGAUAUACAUCUACUUAUUUGUCAAAAAUUAAAAUGUAUAUAAAAUGAAUAUGAAUGAUACUUAACAAUAAUGAAUAAAGUGAAUAGAUCAUUUGAUUCAAUUAUAUAUUGUUGAAUAAAAAGAUCUAAUCUUAUUCUAAAUAAUUCUCCGCACAAAGUAUUUCAGCAAGUUUCCGUUUCUUAAUUCUUGGUCGACCCUUGCAAUAGAUGGUGAGUGGUCACCAAUUAGAAUUUAACAGUUUAGUCUGUAGUGUGGCGUCGAGUCGCGGUUGACUAUAAUCACCACUACAGGAAGACUACGUGCCAGUUAACCGAUAAGAUCGUCCGUAAGCCAAAUAUCAGAAGGCAGGUGAUGGCUGUAGUCAAGAUGUAUUUGUUGCGAUCUCGUGGUAUCGAAAGAAUACCGAGAUCGUGCCAGGUUACAAGUGUGGCUACUGAGCGUAACCGAACUCGUGCAAGGUCAAAAUCAACAGAAGAAUGUAUAUGUUUUGGUACAGUCAAACAAAUAAGCACGGUAAAACAAUCCCCGGUACAAUUGGUUAUAAUGAUAAUUGUUUCCAUUACACCAAUCGCGUCCUCCUGAAAAAAAGUGGGUCAAUAUAAGUCAACAGAAAUCUAAAUAAUCUACAUUCUUUUCGAUGCAUAUUGUCAGCAAUCACGAUAUCUCUGAUUGGUCAUUUUUCAGCUUAUACAACGAAAGGUUGCACACUUUUCAGAAACGCAACUGAAUGGGUUAUGCGACUGAUAGACAUAAUGAUGUAUUGAAACAAACAAAAUUAGAUAACUUGAUGAAAUAUCUAGAUGUCAGGAAACAAGUAGCCCAGAUGUUCAAGCAGUUAUUUAUAGGAGAAUGCAUGAGGCCAGUCGAUGCUGGAGAAGGAGACAAGGAAGUACACGUGUUCUACUACAAUAAGCAGGAGAAGAAAUGUAUGCCAUUUAUCUACAAAGGUGAAGGAGGCAAUAGAAACAGGUUCUCGACACUGCAAGAAUGUGAAGAGAGAUGUGUGAAGAAGAGAGGAAAAGGGAAACCAAAACGCAAACCACAUACGCCAUCAUCACGAGGUAUGGCGCAAACCGAUAAAGGAAUAUAGACAUUUGAACCACAUAAUCCAAUCCACAGACAAAUAAACAUUCGUUUCCAAAUCUCUUAUUAUCUUGUUCUAAUACGCUUCAAUUGAACAGGAAGAUAGGUUACAGACAUCUGACGAAGAGAGUACGUGGUGAACAAGCGCACACACACGCUCCGAAAAUACGAUCUAGGAUACAAACGAAUAACUGGCAAGUUAAAUUACACUUGUUGAUAGUGACUGAAUAAUGAAUGAUCUGUGCAAAACCUAGAACGAUUGACGUAGGCGAAAGAUGAUAUGGAGUGUUUGCUUCACUCGAAAGUUGCGUUUGUUUGUACUAGCUGUAUUCUCCAACACGGCUUGAUGUUUUGUUGGUUGAUUUUGUGUAUCCGGAUAGACCGGCUAACACAAUGACGGCAUUUCGUUGUAGGGUGACAGAUCGACACCGACUAACACUUAAGGUACCAACUUAG
This is a messenger RNA of Schistosoma haematobium, 3586 nucleotides long. RefSeq lists its product as uncharacterized. The record is from RefSeq and is a predicted model, not a curated record. Gene Ontology annotation, cellular component: membrane. Gene Ontology annotation, molecular function: G protein-coupled peptide receptor activity. Bases 551 to 2089 code for a protein of 512 amino acids. The transcript is spliced from 5 exons. Gene Ontology annotation, biological process: neuropeptide signaling pathway. Lineage: Eukaryota; Metazoa; Platyhelminthes; Trematoda; Strigeidida; Schistosomatidae.